Molecule: messenger RNA, 1740 nt
Organism: Saccostrea echinata
Lineage: Eukaryota; Metazoa; Mollusca; Bivalvia; Ostreida; Ostreidae
Product: tripartite motif-containing protein 55-like
Exons: 1
Coding region: 1-1740 (579 amino acids)
Biological process (GO): positive regulation of DNA-templated transcription
Cellular component (GO): chromatin; nucleoplasm
Molecular function (GO): ubiquitin-protein transferase activity; zinc ion binding
Source: RefSeq, a predicted model, not a curated record
AUGGAUCCCCGUACCACUGCCCAGGACGUAAUGAGAUGUGACUUUUGUGAGACCGCUGUAGUACAGAUGCACUGUGCUACAUGUCUUGUCAACCUGUGUAAGGCCUGUGUGGGAGAACAUAUCUCAACAGGUGAAUCCAAUGAACAUAAAGUUGUCAAAUUUCAGGCAAGGAAAUCCAUUCCCCUCUACCCCAGAUGUAAAAAACAUAAUAAAAGGGAAAAUACAAUGUACUGUAACUUAUGUGACAUUCCUGUAUGUACAAAGUGCAUUGCAACUGAUCAACAUCUUGGUCAUAAAGUAUCAGAAAUCUUACAAAUUGUGGCUGAAAAAAAGGCUAAAUUCAUCAAAGAACAGAUUGAAUUAAAUGAGACAAUUUAUCCAACUUAUCAGAACAUUGCCUCUGAGGUACAAAACAGAAUGAGUCAGUUAGAAAAGGAAUAUGGAGAUCUCUCAAAAGCCAUUAAAAAACAUGGAGAGAACUGGCACAGAGAAAUUGACAAACUUGUCAAGAAACUUCAGUCUGAGGUUGAUGAAAUGAAAAACGCACAGUUACAAACUCUGCAGAAACAUCUGAAUAACAUAAACAAGAACAUUUCUGACAUCAAGGAUGAGAUCGAUUCAAUUGAUAUUGCUAUAGACACUAAUGACUUGUCCAAACAGUUAAGUGUCACAUCUAAGAUAAAUAUAUACAGAAAUCUUCCACAAAAAAUUGCACCAGCUUUACCCAAAUUCAUUGCAGGAAAAAUCGAAGGAAAAAAACUGGAUAAACUGUUUGGAGCCUUAUCAAUAGAUUCUCCUACAUCAGAUAAACAUGGCUACAGCAUGAAGACAACACAGAAAUCACCAGAAACUCGAUCCUCUCCUCCAGUCAAACUGCUGCUUGAUGAACCAGAGACUGUCACCACCAUAAACACUGAGUAUGGAAUCCUUAACGAUGUGGCCUGUCUGAAUGAUGAAGAAAUCUGGACAAAAGGAAAUGGAAAUGACAGCACCAUGAAACUGUUCAGCAUCAACCAGGGAUCACUUCUCAAUUCAAUCACAACCAAGUCAGGAGAAAGCCCGACAGCCAUAGCAGUGACACAAGAUGGAGAUCUAGUUUAUACUGACUACCAUAAUGGAACUGUGACCAUUGUGAAGAGUAAGAAGAUAGAGAAGGAGGUGAUCAGACCUGGCAAUAACUGGAGACCUUUUGGUGUCUGUAGUACCUCCUCCGGUGACCUUCUGGUAACCAUGAAUAAUGAUAUGUAUUAUUUUCAUGGUGAUGGUACAUGUAGAGAAUCAAAAGUUGUCCGUUAUUCUGGCUCCAAAGAGAAACAAACCAUUCAACAUGAUGAUAAAGGUAAACCUCUCUAUUCAUCAAAGAGUUUUAAUGCUUUUAUUAUAGAUAAGAACAUCUCAGAGAAUAGAAAUCUGGAUAUUUGUGUUGCUGACUGUGAUGCUAGAGCUGUAGUUGUGGUCAAUCAGGCCGGGAAACUGAGAUUCAGGUACUAUGGACAUUAUCCUUCCCCAAAGAAAAAGGCAUUCAAUCCACUAGGAAUCACUACAGACAGUCAGAGUCACAUCCUUACCGCUGAUGAUAUCAAUGGCUGUGUCCACAUCAUAGACCAGGAUGGACAAUUCCUCCGAUACAUAGACUGUGGACUGAGUGAACCACAGGGACUGUAUACAGAUACAAAUGAUAAUCUGUUUGUUGCGCAGUUGAUAAACAGUCAAGUAAAAAAAAUCAAAUAUCUGCUCUGA